CAAAACCAAACACAACCAUGAUGUUUACUUUAACCGCAACGCCACCGUGCUCCGUCGCCUCGUCAGCUUUUACCGACACCGUAGUCUCUCAAUCACUUCAUUUUCUUAAUAUUUGACAAUUAUUCACUUCAUUUUCUUAAUAAUUGACAAUUAUUCAUGCGAGUUCUUUUUUUUUCUUUUUUUUUCUGUUUGGAACAACCGUACAUGGGCAAGCAACAUUCACCGGUCAACCACUUUCCGACGACGUUAUCAACAUGAAUAUUCCUUUGAAAAAGCCUCUCUCCUUCUCUUCCGGGUCUACAUUCCGGUCCAAAUCGUCCCGAUCCUUGGACCAAAGGCAGUGCCCGUACAAUCAUAGCGACCGGCCUCACUAUCAUCGUAGCAAUAGCGCGAAUCAUAAUCGGAUGAGCCAGAGAAACUGGAUGCAUUUGGGGAACGAGGCGACGACGCCUCUCGCUACUUCGCCUCUAGUGGAUGUGAAGCUAAAAAACAUUGUAGGUAACGGGAUUUCUGGAGUGCUUUACAAAUGGGUGAAUUAUGGGAAAGGUUGGAAACCGAGGUGGUUCGUUUUGCAAGACGGGGUGUUAUCGUACUAUAAACUCCACGGACCUGAUAAGAUCAUCGUCAGCCAAGAAACGGAAAAGCGGUGCAAAGUUAUCGGCGAAAAGUCUCUACGUAUUAUCACCCGCCGUCGCAAACCCACUUCUCGGCAUUCCCCAGGCCGUCGCAAACCCUUCGGUGAAGUCCACCUAAAGGUUUCCUCGAUCCAUGAAACCAAAUCAGAUGAUAAGAGGUUCUCGAUUUACACUGGAACGAAAAUGCUUCAUUUACGAGCCGAGACGCGGGACGAUCGGGUUGCGUGGAUGGAAGCACUUCAGGCGGUUAAGGAUUUAUUUCCUAGGAUACCUAAUAGCGAGCUCAUGGCUCAGGUGAACAAUACGGUGGUUUCCACGGAGAAGUUGAGGCAACGGUUGAUGCAAGAAGGGGUUAGCGAAUUGGCUAUCCAAGAUAGCGAGGGGAUUAUGAGGACAGAAUUCUCAGCAUUGCAGAAGCAGCUGCUGUUGCUUUCGCAGAAACAGUGUCUUCUAAUCGAAACCUUGCGUCAGUUAGAGACGGAAAAGGUUGAUUUGGAAGAUACAGUGAUCAUUGAGAGCCAAAGCAAGUUGAAUCUUGGGGCUUCCUCUAUGACAACGCAGGAGAAGUCUAGUGAAGGAUAUACAACUGACUCAGAUGAUGAUAAUGAAAGAAUUGAUGCUGCAGAAGAAGAAACUGAUGAAGAUGACCAUCAUUUCUUUGAUACUUGCGAGUUUUUAUCAUCAAGUUCAUUCAAAGAGAACUGCUCUGAUUUCCGGACUCAAAUUCUCUCUUCAGAUGAUGAAGGCCUUAAUACUCUUGGUUCUGAAGAUGACAUCGAUCCUGCAAUCAAAUCGGUUGGAAGUAACUUUCCUUUCAUUCAACGACGAAAGAAGUUGCCUGACCCAGUUGAAAAGGAGAAGGGUGUAAGUCUAUGGUCAAUAAUUAAGGAUAAUAUUGGGAAAGACCUUGCAAAAGUUUGUCUUCCUGUUUACUUCAAUGAGCCUCUCUCUUCUCUUCAAAAGUGUUUUGAGGAUUUGGAAUAUUCAUAUCUACUCGACCGUGCAAAUGAAUGGGGGAAUAGGGGGAAUGGUCUCAUGAGAAUUCUUAAUGUGGUUGCAUUUGCUGUGUCUGGAUAUUCUUCAACUGAAGGAAGAAUGUGCAAACCUUUUAAUCCCUUAUUAGGGGAAACAUAUGAGGCUGACUAUCCAGAUAAAGGCGUUCGCUUCUUCUCAGAGAAGGUCAGUCAUCAUCCUACUGUUGUAGCAUGUCAUUGUCAGGGCACAGGAUGGAAAUUUUGGGGUGAUAGCAAUUUGAAGAGCAAAUUUUGGGGUCGCUCAAUUACACUUGAUCCUGUUGGUGUUUUGACCUUGGAGUUUGAAGAUGGAGAAGUGUUCCAGUGGAGUAAGGUUACAACAUCAAUAUACAAUCUCAUACUUGGAAAAUUGUACUGUGAUCACAGUGGUACUAUGCACGUAAAAGGUAAUCUUGAAUAUUCGUGUAAGCUGAAAUUCAAGGAGCAAUCUAUUGUUGACAGAAAUCCUCACCAGGUACAUGGUACAGUUCAAGAUAGGAAUGGAAAGACAGUGGUUACGAUAUUUGGAAAAUGGAAUGAAAGCAUGCAUUAUGUGAAUGGAGAUUGUUCCAAGGGAAAAGGGCAAGGGUCUCUAUCGGAAGCCAAUCUACUUUGGAAACGGAGGAAGCCUCCGAAAAAUCCCACCAGAUAUAACUUAACACGUUUUGCCAUCACAUUGAAUGAGCUCACCCCUGGUCUCAAGGAAAAGCUACCUCCUACUGAUUCAAGGCUGAGACCCGAUCAAAGGUAUCUGGAAAAUGGGGAGUAUGAAAUGGCAAAUUCAGAGAAGUUGCGGUUGGAACAGCGGCAACGACAGGCUCGAAAGAUGCAAGAGAGGGGGUGGAAGCCAAGGUGGUUUGCAAAGGAUAAAAACAGUGACCCUUACCGUUAUAUUGGUGGAUAUUGGGAGGCUAGAGAUCAGGGGAAAUGGGAUUCAUGCCCUGAUAUUUUUGGCCAAAUCCCUUGUGAUCACCCUCACUGAUGACCCCAUCCAUUACAAAAGCUUUUAUACUCUACUACGACUCAUAACAGUGUAUUCCCCAUUCACUAACCCAACAUACCAACGGAUGAUGUAAUUUGUCCCCACAGAAACAGACUACAGCAACAGCAAUUAAU
Molecule: messenger RNA, 2764 nt
Organism: Hibiscus syriacus
Lineage: Eukaryota; Viridiplantae; Streptophyta; Magnoliopsida; Malvales; Malvaceae
Product: oxysterol-binding protein-related protein 1C-like
Exons: 10
Coding region: 255-2630 (791 amino acids)
Cellular component (GO): membrane; intracellular membrane-bounded organelle; cytosol
Molecular function (GO): sterol binding
Source: RefSeq, a predicted model, not a curated record